GUCAAGUCUUCAAUCACGUCGUCGUCUGUAUAGCUCCUCGAGGUCAAUUGACCAGCCGCCACCAUGUCGACCCCCGCGAGAACGUUCAACAACCUGCGCAAGAUUGGCAUUAAGGAAUACUUCCGCCAGAUGCUGUACAUUGGCGACACCAAACACGGUCGUCUAGUCGGCGAGGACAAGGCGGGCAACAAGUUCUACGAGAACAACGACGAACUUCCCCUGCGUACGCGAUGGGUGGACUUUAAGAAGCAUGACUACGACUCUGCCCAGGUUGAGCCUGGUUGGCACGCGUGGCUGGCGUACAUGGUUGACAAGCCGCCCACCGAGGAUGCUCUUCUUCAGACCAAGACGCGGAAGUGGGAGGUCCCGCACGUUCUUCCCAACUUCACUGCGACACCAGGAGCUUUUAAGACAUAUAACACGACCAAGCCAAAGGUUUCCUCUUGGGAGCCCAAGGCUAUUGAGAGACAAUGAGUUUUGAGAUAUUGGAAUGAAUGUAUAUAUCCAAGGCCGCUCGACGCAAAAUUCAGGGGUUCUGCUUUGUGAUCAAUAUCACCAUGUGUGUUGCAAAGUGAAUUCGUACGAAUAUGACAAGAAUCGAGUAACAGCAGCGCAUCCAAAGUUCUCGUCUGAACACCAGGAUUCUAAACCAUUCUUGGAAUUGCCAGAGUUUCCUGGAAGCACUUUGGAACAUACUGGUAUGCGAACAAGCGUGGAAGCUGGACAGGCGAACAACCAGUGUUGGCGGCUUGUAAGCUAUAGGAGCAAGGCCCUCUACAUUUGGGGAAUACCCUGCUUUAUGAAUGCCGAAAUGCAACAAGCCUGCUUGUCAUCAUGAAGCUUACAAUCUAAUCUCAGGGCCUACCCAUGGCAUAGCCUCGCGCAAUUUAAGAUGAAUGGCUAAUGGUUUUACUGG
Molecule: messenger RNA, 916 nt
Organism: Colletotrichum navitas
Lineage: Eukaryota; Fungi; Ascomycota; Sordariomycetes; Glomerellales; Glomerellaceae
Product: NADH ubiquinone oxidoreductase subunit NDUFA12
Exons: 5
Coding region: 64-474 (136 amino acids)
Biological process (GO): response to oxidative stress; mitochondrial respiratory chain complex I assembly
Cellular component (GO): membrane
Source: RefSeq, a predicted model, not a curated record